Anopheles marshallii is the source of this 4098-nucleotide messenger RNA. It is a transcript of the gene bin3, whose product is annotated as 7SK snRNA methylphosphate capping enzyme bin3. Gene Ontology annotation, molecular function: RNA methyltransferase activity; O-methyltransferase activity; snRNA binding. Lineage: Eukaryota; Metazoa; Arthropoda; Insecta; Diptera; Culicidae. Gene Ontology annotation, biological process: snRNA modification. The coding region runs from base 1 to 4098 and encodes 1365 amino acids. The transcript is spliced from 4 exons. The record is from RefSeq and is a predicted model, not a curated record.
AUGGAAGGGCUUUCGGUGGCGUCUGCAGAAGAUGAUUCGGCUGCGGAUGGAGGUGGCGGUGCCAGUGGAAACACUGGUGGCGGGGGAGGUGGAGGAGGAGCACCAUCUGGCAGGAGUGAAGAAACACGUCGAUGCAACGCUCCUCGGGCGGCAAGGCCUCCGGUAUCACUGUAUGAAACGGGUGGUGGCGUAGAAGGAAGCGGCAGGGGAGGUGGUGGUGGAGGCUGUGGUGGUCAUAAUCGCAAAAUUAAUCAACAACAGCAAAGACAUCAACAGCAGCAGCAACAACAACAGCAGCAACACGGUGGAGGGAAGAAACAGAAAAAGCAACAAAAGUGGAAGGCAAAUAAAUACCGUGGUCGUGGUGGUCCAGAUCGUAAGGAUUGUCCUGCGAGAGGUGGACGAAAGGAUAAAUCAACCGGUGGGAUUGGAUCACAGAAUGUUGGAGCGAUCAAACCAGAAGACGGUACCGCAGCGAAUGGUCUAUCAGGGGAAGAGCAGAUGACCGUUGGUAAGGGUAUAGCAUCCGGAGAAGCUCAAGCUCACCAAUCGGAACCCGGAUGUUUCCAUCAGGUCAAUCAACAGCAGGGCUAUUCGCAACAUGGAUCGUCUUCCUCCGGUAAUGCGCAACAGCAAACUUCUGGAGCAUUGACAACGGGAGUAGCUGGCCAGCAAGGUACGGGAGGAGGAACGGCUAUCUCCUCCAUCAUGCCACCCCAGAAGCAGAAACAUUCGAAGCAGCAGAACCUUACCCCGAUGGAAGUACGUAAUAAGCGGCUACAGUCCGUUUCGAAAUUCUUCCUGCCGGAUAAGCGACCGCGCAAGGAGUGUAUCGUACCGCCGACAAAGUUUCUGCUCGGUGGCAACAUUUCUGAUCCGCUCAACCUAAACAGUUUGCAGAACGAGUCGGAAAACGCGGUCACACCGAAAUCGUCCCCGAUACCGACUCCCCCACAUUACAAGGCAAAGAUCGAAGUGAUCAUACCGCCAAACAUUAACGAUCCGCUUCAUCUGCUCGAUCCGGUCGAUUCGGUCGAGUACGAAAUGCAGCUUUGUUCGCCGAUGAAGCGCAAGCAGCGCACGCGCAACAAGCGCAAACGUAAGUCACGCACCGCAACGGAACGGAACGCGGACGGUUUGCUGUCGAUCGAUCAGCUGCCACCGCCACCGGGUGCGGAGGAGAAUGUUGGGAGCAGUGGGGCAACGGGUGGUGGUGCCAAUAAAGCGGAGGAAGCUACCACAGCUGAAGAAGCUUCCUUUACGGGCAUCGGUCAAAAGUUGGCCGAUGCCGCAGCAGGAGAACGAUUCUCACUGGCACCGGAUACGGACGCGGGACCACAUUUCCAUCAUCAUCAUUACGCGGGCCAAUCGUCCAGCAGCGGAGGAAACUCAUUAGCUCAGCAGGGUCACAUAAACACAGCUGGUGUUGGUACCAGUGUUGGUACCUCGACGGAACGAAACGUUUCUACCGCCGGUAGCGCGACAGAGCAAGAUCGCGACCGGGAGAAAGCUAUGCGCAAUUUGAAACUAGAUCUCGAAAGUGCCGGUGGCCGGAAGCGGCGUACCAGCGAGAGUACAAACAGCACCAAGAACAAGCUGCGCCGGAUGGAUUCGAUGGAUAAAAUCGUGAGUCCGGUCAUUCCACAGCCGGGCGGCUGGAAGCGAGCUCACUGGCCGACGAAUGCUGGUGGCAGUGGAGCGGUCGGUAAUGCGGGACGCAAUCGAACACGAACCUAUUCCACUACUUCUAACACGGACGAAUUGCACGGAGAGGAAGCCACGACUUCCACCGACUUCCGGGGUCAAGUGCAAGAGAGUCAGGUACAAGAAAAAGCGCACCAUUCCGAGCGUAAUGAUGCAUCGGUCGAUUUAACGAAACAAGUAUUGGAGACUGGUUCGAGCACGGUGCGGGAAGGUGUGAUAACUGGCGGAGGAGAUUCUGUUCCGGUUCUGCACACGCCCGGAGAUGACAUUGGGGCAGUGGAACGUCCCUUGGCACUGGUGCAGGGAACGGCCGAGGGAGCAAUUCCACAGCCGCAUUCCGCGUUGGCAUCAUCAAGCGGCUAUCACUUUGGUAAUUAUGACCGGUACUACGGCUACCACAGUCUGAACGAGUUUAUCGACGUUCGGUUGAAAGUGUUCUUGCGCAAUUCGUACCUAUUCCGAGACAAAGACGUGCUAGACAUUGGGUGCAAUGUGGGACUGAUGACAAUUGCCGUGGCCAAGAUGCUGCACCCGAAAUCGGCCACUGGGAUCGACGUGGAUGGUAAGCUGGUCUCUAAAGCGCGCAAAAAUCUUUCCAAGUACGUGCGAAUUCCACGCAACGCUGGACACUCGCAGGGAAGAAGAGCGAAUCGCGAGUCGGCAACAGUUGUCUCCACCGCUGCCGCAACGAUGGAAGUGAGUGGGGAGGCGAAUGAGGGCCGAAAUACAAUUCCAUUAGAAUGCGAUCCACUACAGCUGGGUGUAAGUGAACCGGUAACCACCGUGGUCGCCGCAACGACUAGUCAAACAGGGCAGGAGUCCAUCGCUCCUAUCGCUGCUACGCCAUUAAGCGUUGCGGAAUCGGCCGUGGCGGAGGUUCCAGGUGUUAACGAACCACCCGGAGAAAAUAUGCUCCAAUCACCUGUUGUUCUUGCCCAAACAGCACAGGCACAAGAAGAAGCGACGGAUAUAAAACCACCGGAAACGGUGGAUCAAACGGGCCAAAUAAAAUCGGAACUGGUAGCGACAGUAGCCGCACAUGGUAGCAAAUAUUUGUUACGACAAAAGCGACGCCGGAAACGAAUGGCACAGAAACGGCGGCCCGGUCAGCAUCACCAUCACCAUCAACAUCAGCAGCUGCGACGCCAAAAGACGGAACAGUCUCAGUACUUUCCGAUCUCGUUUCCGCUCACCAUGGGCAAUCUCAGCGGGAAGGAGUUUCAAAUGGAUAUUGGUCGGACGGAAAAUAAAUUCCCGCACAAUGUUCGGUUUAAAACGAUGAAUUACGUCCUCAAAGACGAAUCGUUGAUCAAUUACGAUACCCAGCAGUAUGAUUUGAUCCUGUGCCUUUCGGUAACGAAGUGGAUCCAUCUGAACUACGGUGAUAUGGGUCUGAAGAUAGCGUUCAAGCGUAUGUUCAACCAUCUGCGACCGGGCGGGAAGCUUAUCCUGGAAGCACAAAAUAUAGCCAGCUAUAAAAAGAAAAUGAAGCUCACGCCUACAAUUUUCAAAAACUACAAAAGCAUUGAGCUCAUGCCAAGUCGUUUUCACGACUAUCUGCUCAGCCCGGAGGUUGGCUUCAGUCACAGUUUACCACUGGGAAUACCGCGACAUCUGAGCAAAGGUUUCCGGAGACCGAUCCUGCUGUACAUUAAAGGCGAUUUUACGCCAUCACAAGCUAAGUGGAGCGACACGUAUCAUCCCGGGACACCGUACGAGAACCACCGUGGUAUCUACACAGACAUUGUAACGGCUUCGCAGUCCGCGGCUGGUUGCAUCUGGGGUGCGAUGACACCGUACGCACCCAGCUACAGUUACCGGCAACCACCAACACCAUCUCAUGGCGGUGGCAGCGGUAGCGGCAGUGGAGGUUUUGCCUCAACUUCUCCGUACUAUAACCCUCGGCAGACGGACAGCUACCUGCCGAGUUACGACAACAUCGGGAACGGCCAUCGGCCCGGUAGCUACUGUUUUGCCUCACCGCUUUAUUCGACCACCUGGUCGCCACCGUCGGACAUGUUGGCGACGAGCGGUGGUGGCGGAGGUUCGUACCGACGUUCCGCCUCCAAUACACCCAACUCGGCCAGCAUUCGGAGUACGGAUAACGACGAACAUUACUAUGCCGGUACGGUCGGUGGAGGUAGUCAGCGGCGCCAUCAUGUGUAUCCACCGAUCGAUGUACUGCCGCCACUGGUCGGUUACGACGGUAUGCGACCGGGAAGCUACCGGAGUGGCGGCGGCGGUGGUGGAGGUGGUGCAACGACAGAUUCGGACUCGGAACCAUCAUCGAAUUCGGCCUCGCAAACGCCUACCCGGCAGCAGCAACUGGCUGGUAGCUUCCUGACGGACGACCAGUCUAAUUCUCCCAGCGGGCACUCACAGCCAGACAAGUAG